Ectocarpus sp. CCAP 1310/34 is the source of this 2335-nucleotide messenger RNA. NCBI's taxonomy places the organism in Eukaryota, Phaeophyceae, Ectocarpales, Ectocarpaceae. The record is from the annotation of a GenBank genome assembly.
UUCUGUAGGGUACGGGUAAUGUCUGUGGGGUAUUGGAUCUGUUACAGAACCGGAGGGUAAUCUCUGUAGGGUACGGGAUGUGCUACAGAACUCACAGAAGUGUAGGGUAUUGUGGCAUGACCGUCACAGCACUCACAGAAGUGUUGGGGUAUUGUAUACAGAACAAGAGGGUAAUCUCUGUGGGGUAUCGGGUGUGCUACAGAACUCACAGAAGUGUAGGGUAUUGUGGUGCAACCGUCACAGAACUCACAGAAGUGUAGGGUAUUGCGGCACGACCGUCACAGAACCCACAAAAGUGUUAGGGUAUUGUAUACAGACCAAGAGGAGGGUACCAGAGCGCGCCGCAGAACUGCCGCAAGGCACAGCGCUCCCAGCUCGCCGCUCCCAGCCAGCUCCAGUGCUCAGCGCUCAGCCUGCCUAACGGCUUGCGAGGGGCGGGGCAUAGGGAAGAUAUAGGAAGGGACCGGAGGUGUGAUGCAGCAGCAAGCUGAUGAGGACGAGCUCGGCUUGUCCUCCGCGGCGUUGGCAGCUCUCAAGGAGUUCGCUCUCGAGAAUAACAUGCUUGGAGGCGACGACGACGUUGUCGAUGUGCGGCUCCAGGUGCAGGAGCGUAUGGACGUCAAGAAGAGGACUCACGAGUUUUCCUUCACUUUCGGGGACGAUGGUGACGACGAGCAGGUUUGCAUUGCCCUGGCUGGCGUCAACCCGGAGCUGGGACAGACGCUGGCCAGCACCGGGCUAACGGUGUGGAGGGCUGCCCAGGAGAUGGCGCGCUUCAUGUGGGAGCACAGACGGUGGUUCGCAGGAAAACGGGUGGUCGAGCUGGGUGCGGGGUUGGGGCUGUGCGGCAUUCUUGCGUCCAAGCUUUGCACCGGCGGAACGGUUGUGAUAACGGACGGUGGAGAGGAGUUCACAAACUCGGCCAUGGAUGCACUCAGAGCAAACUUGAUAAAGAACUCGUGUAACCUGCUGGCCCAUUCGCCAGCGAGAAACGGCAGCAAUGCUGCCGUUGGUUGUGGUGGUGAUGCUGCGGCGGUGGGGGCGGCGGCGGCCGGGAGAGGGGCGCGGGUAGCGUUGGAAAAACUAACGUGGGGAGAACACGAGGCUUUCUUGGAGCGGAACGGGGGUGGAAGCGACCGAACCACCGACGGCGUCAAUGACGGAGAUAACCGGGGAGGAUUCGACUUCGUCGUGGCGGCCGAUGUUAUAUACGAGGAAGAAGGGGUCAGCCCGCUGCUGCGCACCGUGGUCGACAUUCUCAGGCUGAGAGCAGGAGAGCGCAGCGACAGCAAGCACCCCGACCACUGCCCCAGCCCUUCUCAUGAGGCAGUGGCUCCGAAAGACGAGACGGAGGAGCAAGACCCGCCGCAGCCCGAGUCGUCAGGGCCAGCAUCGUCGUCUUCUCUCCGAUGCCAAGCGUCGGCGCCUCCGGCGCUGCCAUCCCUCGUUCCUGCUCCGACGGAGUCGACGUUUUUGCUGGCCUUCGCCCGGCGCAACAUUUCGAUCGAACGCGUCCUGGGGGAAGCGGAGAGCCUCGGCCUUGCGUGGAGAGUGCCCGAUGACUUCGAACCCGCCAGCGCCUCCGAGAAUAUUUAUCUCAUGAGUCUUCGAUGACGGGGGUCGGGGCGGCCGUUAGUUCGAUGCUUGCGAGACAGCGGGAAGGGUUCUGCUCUACAGUUGUAGUUGCGUGUGGUUUAGGUGCUUGGUUAAAGAAAUGUUGUUGUUUUCCUCGUCUUGCCUGGAUGGCAUAUUGUCGAAGCAGUUUGCUAGUUCGGUGUAUCGUUGGUUCAGCGACAUGGGUUUGAUUAAAAUCCCGCAGUAGUAGUCGUUGGGUCGUGUAGUGUAUUUCAAGGGUGCUCACGAGAGAGCCGGUGGACACAACUGCUCAGGUAUAAUGGCAACAUGGCGUAACUGGUCCGUGCGGCACCGCUUUCGGCGUGCCUCGGCGAGUCUUCUUUGGCCACUGAACGGGGUCGUGAUGUGUAUAGGCAUGACCCUGGGUAGAUGCCGUCAGACGUUAGCGUAAGUUGUCUAUCCUCUGCUCCGGUUCCGGCCAAGCAACAACCACCGUUCGUUUCUGCGCCUGUAAUGGUGCUUGAAUGGAGGGAUAUAGUAAGGCGGUGUGCUGAACACUGUUGGCCCUCCUAUUUGAUCGAGACCUUGAAUGUAUCGCUAGAUUGUGGCCGUCCGGUUAGACCUUUUUUUGUCGGCAACGCACGCAUGCUACAUUUCUGAACCCGUCAAAUGCAUUGAUGAGAAGAUUUGCCAGGACCGGGAGGACCAGUGCCCUCAUCGUGUAGUUGAUUGAAUCUUAUGAAAAGAAUGAAAUCGCAUG